Cygnus olor (mute swan) is the source of this 3332-nucleotide messenger RNA. RefSeq names its product NFKB repressing factor (gene NKRF). The record is from RefSeq and is a predicted model, not a curated record. Lineage: Eukaryota; Metazoa; Chordata; Aves; Anseriformes; Anatidae. The coding region runs from base 761 to 2857 and encodes 698 amino acids. Gene Ontology annotation, cellular component: nucleoplasm; nucleolus. The transcript is spliced from 3 exons. Gene Ontology annotation, molecular function: nucleic acid binding.
GGGCUGAGGUAAUGGGGGGGGUGGGCCUGAGGUGAGGGGAGUUCCUGAGGUGAAGGGGGGCGCAUGAGGUGUGUGAGACUCCUGAAGUGGAGUUGGGGGGAGCCCUGAGGUGAAGAUGAGGGUUCCUGUGGUGAGGGGCCCCUGAGGUGAAGGGGGGCACUGAGGUGAGGCGGUCCAUGAGGUGAGUGCUCCCUGAGGGGCCCUGUGGCCAUGCCCUCCCUGGCUGUGACAGGCCCCAGCCCCGCUGUCAGGUCCCUCCUGUUCCCCUGAGCGCAGCCCCGGGGGUUUUGGAGGGGUUGGGGCCAGGGCACCGUGGCUGUGCUGGCAGGGGGGAGGACGUGGGCAGCAGCAGAAGAGGAGCAGGGCACUAGAAGAGUGCAGGCAUAUUUUGUAUUUUGGAAGUAGGUGUUGGUGUUGUGCUCCUGAGGGCUUUUUAAGCAUGUGGUGGUGUGCCUUGUAGCUUAAUUGAGAAGAAAGCAUCCCUCCAAGCGUAAAGCACCCUGUACCAUCCCCUUAACGCUCAGUUUGAUGCUCUCUGAGAGGAGCAGGCCCAGCGAGUGGAAGAGGUUUCCCACCUUCACUGCUGCUGAAGUGCAGAAACAACUAGCCAGGCUGUGGGGUCGCCAGAAACCUCUGGUGUCCCGACUGGCACUUCUGGUGCUGGGGCUGGUUUCCAGCCGGACACGAGGCAGAAGGGACCGCUUAGUGACUUCAGCUAAUUGUGCAGCGACAGGAGAGGAACCUAUACGGCUCGCAGGUGAUGGAGAAGGUUCUCAAGAUGGCCGAAGGCAUCGACAUCGGGGAGAUGCGGACGUUCGAGCUCGUCCCUUGCAGGAAGCUGAAGAGGCAGCUCUCUCCUUCCGACAGUCCAGAGCCGGAAGAGGUUCCUGAGCCUCCCAAAAAGAUGGCCCCGAGGUUCCGGGUGCGACCGCGUUUUGAACCCAUCCACUUUGUGACCAGCGUGGAGAAGGACGACAAGAAGGAGGAUCCUCUGGAUAACCAAAUGCAGGAAGUGAACCAGGAGGCAAAUACAAACAGCGUGGCACAGCUGGCUGAGAACUGUACAAAUUCUCCCUUAGGGAACGCGCAGGAGGUGGAUCCCCAGCUCUCGAACUCAGCUGGGUUUGGCUUUGCAAGCCAGCCAGCAGCAGCCAAUAAGGCUGUGAAUAAUGCGGACGCUACCACAAGUGGCACGUUGCAGGUUUCUGUUUCUCCUUCAGCUGUCCAGUCUGUGUCAGAGACUUUCCCUCCGUCAGCUAUAAUGCUGAAGCAGAGUUUUAUCGAGAAACUGUCAGCAGCUAUCUGGAAAAACCUUGCUAACCCAGAUGCAAACACCGGGACUGAAAAAAUUAACUAUACGUAUCUUCUGACGCGUUCAAUUCAGGCCUGCAAGACAAAUCCUGAAUAUAUUUAUGCUCCUCUGAAAGAAAUCGCUCCUGCCGACCUCCCGAAGAGUAAGAAGCUCCUAACGGAUGGCUUUGCCUGUGAAGUACGAUGUCAGAAUGUCUACCUGACCACCGGUUACGCCGGCAGCAAAAAUGGAUCGCGGGACCGAGCCACGGAGCUGGCAGUCAGGCUGCUGCAGAAGUCUGUAGAAGUCAGGGUUGUUCAGCGCAAGUUCAGACACACCUACCACGAAGACCUGGUGGUGUGUGAGGCAGGCGUGAACCGCCCAGAUUUCCCUCCGGCUCUCAAACCUCAUGAGGAGUUCGUGGUCGCCAACAGGGACUGCGUCCCCAUGCAGCCUGGUUCUGAGUCUGUGAAAAAUUCCCCCAACACCAGCAAACACUGGACUAGUUUUGUCCUCACGGAGAACGCUAGCGAUGCAAUAGGAAUCCUUAACAAUUCUGCCUCAUAUAAUAAAAUGUCUGUUGAAUAUAAAUAUGACUUAAUGCCCAACCGCAUGUGGCGUUGUCGAGUGUAUCUACAAGAUCACUGCCUAGCCGAGGGGUUCGGCACCAAGAAGACCAGCAAGCACGCGGCAGCUGACGAGGCCUUGAAGAUUUUGCAGAAGACGCAGUCAAAUUUAACCGCCAUCAAAGUGACGCAGGUUCAGAAAGUGGGCUGCUCCUCGCGGGGUUCCGGAAGGAAGAAGGACCUGAAGGACCUGGUGGUUUACGAGAACUCGGAUAACCCGGUGUGCACGCUGAACGACACCGCGCAGUUCAACAAGAUGACAGUUGAGUACGUCUUCGAAAGGAUGACUGGCAUGCGAUGGAAGUGCAAGGUGCUGCUCGAAAACGAAUUCAUCGCAGAAGCAGUCGGAGUGAAGAAAUCUGUCAAGCAUGAGGCAGCAGAGGAAGCCGUGAAAAUCCUCAAAAAGACUCAGCCGACUGUUGUUAAUAAUCUGAAGAAAGGCACCAUUGAAGAUGUCAUCUCGAGAAACGAGAUUCAGGGUCGGUCAGCAGAAGAGGCUUUCAAACAGAAGAUCAAAGAAGACAACAUUGGGAAUCAAAUUUUAAGAAAGAUGGGUUGGACAGGUGGUGGCCUAGGGAAAGACGGCGAAGGAAUCAGAGAGCCUAUUUCAGUGAAGGAGCAGUUUAAAAGGGAAGGACUGGGGCUUGAUGUGGAAAGGGUAAAUAAAAUCGCUAAAAGAGAUAUCGAACAGAUCAUUCGAAACUAUGCACGCUCAGAAAGUCACGUUGACUUGACGUUCUCUACAGAACUGACGAACGACGAGCGGAAGCAGAUACACCAGAUUGCCCAAAAAUACGGUCUUAAGAGUAAAUCUCACGGGCAGGGCCACGAUAGGUACUUGGUGGUAAGCAGAAAGCGGCGCAAGGAGGAUCUCUUAGACCAGCUGAAGCAAGAAGGCCAGGUUGGGCAUUAUGAGCUCAUCAUGCCUCAGGCAAACUGAGGUUAGGUGUCCGACUUCACUGGUGGGAGUAGCGGAGAACUGAAACUUCCUAGACACCUGAUGAAAGAAAGAUGCUGCAUUUUCUUGUUGCGGGAUAUAUUAACAUUAAAAUCUUUUACCUUCCUCAUAUAAUUUCGGAAAUGUUACUAGACAAUUAGGACUGACCGAGUUCUGUUCAAGUGUAUUAGCACAGCCCCAAACCAGUAGUGCUAUUACUGUAUGUCUUUGAUAUUACUUGCUCCCUCACAUUUUAAUAGUUUUGUAAUAGCAAAAACACACGUCCAACCAUGAGGAAUUUGGCACCAUUUAAAAUUAUAGUUCCCUUAUUCUUUCUGUCCAAGAAAGGAGGAAAAAAAAGCUUUUUUUUUUUUUUUAUUACAACAAAAAAAGAAUAAAAAGCAAAGGAAAUGCAGUUUGGAGGAAUAAACCUGUAUGUAAAGUUGGUAUUAAUGACAAUAAAAAUACAGCUUUAUUU